Molecule: messenger RNA, 5311 nt
Organism: Danio aesculapii
Lineage: Eukaryota; Metazoa; Chordata; Actinopteri; Cypriniformes; Danionidae
Gene: fcer1g
Product: Fc epsilon receptor IgFc epsilon receptor Ig
Exons: 5
Coding region: 27-401 (124 amino acids)
Biological process (GO): cell surface receptor signaling pathway
Cellular component (GO): Fc-epsilon receptor I complex
Molecular function (GO): IgE receptor activity
Source: RefSeq, a predicted model, not a curated record
AACUUCCCUCUCUGUGUGUGCCUGUGAUGUGCUUUUGUUGUGUGUUCUUUGAGAGUUGUGUGUCCAGUAGCUCGAGCGAAGCCCAAGUGUCUGUGUCGGUGCUGCUGCUGAUGGUGGUGGUGCUGAUGAAGAUCUUCUCUCUUCUGUCUCUCUGGUUUUUCGGCAGUGCUGAUGCGAUGAGUCUGAAGGAGCCGCAGAUCUGCUAUAUUUUGGAUGCGGUGCUGUUUGUCUAUGGGAUUGUUCUCACUGUCCUGUACUGCAGAAUGAAGAUGCGAAGUAAACAAGCGCCAAAAAGCUCAUAUUCAGGGAAGAAAGAUGCCGGUGAAGGGGUGUAUGAGGGGCUCAAACCUCAUGAAUCGGACACAUACGAGACCAUCAAGAUGAAAUCUACCAAAAAAUGAGACUCGCCACCAGCAGAAAAAAGCCACCAUCAUCUCAGAACAUCAUGUAAAUAAGCUGUUGACCUCAAGAAAAGGUUUAGGAGGGAUUGUUCCAAAAUAACAUAAAUGUUUUAUGAAGAAUGUUGAAGCCAUUGACUUUGGUAGUUGGAGAAAAAAAAAAUUUAUGGAAGUCAAUAGCUAUGCAGUUCAUCCAAAGACGCAAAUCAGAAUUAUGUGCAUAAAUUAAAUAUUACAUAAAAAAAUUGUGAUUUAAGUACAGUUUCUGAUCAAAAUUUUCAGUUCUUGAGAAACUGGUGGCAAAUAUCGAAGAAAAAAAUUUUAUUUUGAUGUGGUACACUGGUUAGCAUGGUUCCACACAAUUCCUUCAUGUUGUCUCAACACAAAUCAAUUAAGUUAACGUAAUCAGUUUUACAAAUUUAAGUGGAUUGAACAUAAAACACUUAAGUUGUCCCCCCAAAAAACCUUAAGAAUUGUGUUAUUUCAACUAAUUUUAAUUAAGUAGUUUAAACAAGCAACACAAGUUAUUUUUUCAGUGAAGAAGAAGCCACUGUCUGCCUAAUAUUCUUAAAUAAUAAAUUUAGCUUUGGAAGGCGAAAUGCAAUGAACGCGCUGUGGUUUUGUGGUUGAGGCACAAAACAGUUCUGAAGGUAAUAAUACUGAACUACUUUCAUGAUGGACUUUGGCUGAGAGAUUUUAGAAUGACCAAAACAACAUUUCUGGUCAAUCUGCUGGUUUGUCCAUCAAUGCUGUACCAUUGUACCCAUCUUUAUCACAUGAUGUAGUUAAACAAAAAUGACAUGACUUUUUGGAUGUGCAUUACAGAAUUUAUUAAAAGGUAUCCGCAGGUUCUUAAAGUUUCAAAAUGUCUUAAAUCUUAAAAGCUAAAUUUUAGGCCUUAAAAAGUCUUUAAUCUAUUGAAAUGUUGUUGUAGGUCUUACAUUUUUUUUUAACAGGUCUUAAUUUUCCUUUGUUCAUUUAUAACUACCCAGUCUGGCCAUUAUCAUCUAUACAAUAACCAACAAUUCCAAUCUCAGAAAAACAUUUAACUUAUUUAAAUAUAGCAUUUAUAUACUUUCCUUACCGUAACAUUUGCUUAAAAGUUCUCCAUUUAUUUACUGAUGAGGAUACUGACUGGACCUAUAUAUAUUUUUUAUUAUUGUUAAUUAUUAAAAUUUUUAUGUAAUUAUUAUUAUUAUUGUAGACUGAAGUGUUUGAUAACUAUGUUUUGUUCUAUUCUUGGUAAGGGUUAGAGCUAGACCCACACAGAAUCUGCCCGCGCAGAAAUCCGCAGAUUUUUAGCCCAUCAUUGAGCCUAUGUAUUUAAUUGUGCAAAUGUGUGUAAAUUUAUAUUUAAUUAAGUUUUAAAAUACAUUUUUAGCAAUAUUAUUGACUAAUAUGAAAAUGUUCAUAUCAAUUAUUCACAAUAGUUUGUAAAGUAUUAUUUAAAUUUUAUGUUUUAGUAGAUAUUAUUAUAUGAAAAUUUGGUUUGUUUACCAAAUAAGUGAAUCUAAUUGGAUUUGCAUUGUAAAUAAUAAAUAAAAGUUAAAAAGGUAUUAUUUUUGAUUUCAUAUAUUCCUAUUCAUAUAUUAAGUUUUUAGUUAUUAUACUCCCAAAAUCAUCCCGCAGAAAUCUGCAGAUUCUUUACAAAAUUCUGCGCAGAAAUAUCAAAAAAAUAUCAAAAAAAUUCUAACAAAAUUAUUAGUAUCAUAUUACUCAAUGUAUUAAAUUUUUAUCAUUUUUGGAAUGGUGUGUGAAAGUCUUUUCUAAUUGGGAUAUUCGAAAACAAUCCUCAGCAUUUAGCCCUGUAUGAGUCUGAAAUUUAAUUCAUAAUGCUCUUAAAAUUGUCUUAAAGUCUUUUAUUUAACUUGGUGAAGCCUGCAGAAGCCCUGUAUCAAGUAAAUACGUUUCCAUAUUAGUUCAUAAGCAUUUUUCUUAACAGAUGAAAAGUUGAUCCUACUCAAUUGAGCAAAUGUUUUUAUGUGCAUUUUCCAAAUUUAUGUGCAUCUUGGUGUUUCCAUUGGUUUUCCAGGCCAUUUCCAUUUUUUAUGUGAUAUUUCAAAAUGUGCAUAAAAUGGUUGGAUAGAAACAUGGCUAUUGUGAACAUUCUUCAAAAUAUCUCCAUUUUGCGUUCAACAAAAGAGAAUGAUGAAAAAAUGUACAUUUUUGUGUGAACAGUCCCUCUUUAUUAGUUUCAUAACAUAAUAACUUUGAUAAACACAUAUGCUAAGCUUUUUUUCUCUGUAACAAAUCCUCAAAUUUUAAUCAGUUUUAUUAAUUUAAAUGAUUGUGUUUGUGAUUUUGUCAUUGUUGUUGAUGAAUGUAUGUUUCUGUUGGCAUUUUUUAAAAGUGUUAACUAUCGCUUUUAAAAUGUUAACUAUCGCUGAGUGUCAGUAUUUUCACUUCCUGUUUGGCUUCUAGAGCAACAUGCCAGUCCGAGUCAUUUCCUGUUUAAAGAGCACAUGAGCUGGUCUGAAGCCGCGCGCCUCUGACCACAGGUGUGAGAGUGAUGGUGGAAACACUGCCUUUCUUUCCAUUCAGCUCUGAGACAAAAGCUGUUUGUUCUUUUUCAUGAGAAAACAAAUGUGCGUGUGUGCGUGUGUGUGUGUGUGUGUGUGUGUGUGGCACAAUUAUACAGCAGCGAUUGUAAGAAUUUACUUUAAGAGUAUAACAUUUUACAAAAGGGUUCCAUUAGUUACAUGAAAAAUGAACUAUGAGAACUGCCAUAUUUAUCCAUAUUUUUAUGUUAAUGAAAAUCAUUCACUUUAAAAAGUGAAAACUUAAACAAAUUACUUCUAUUUGUUACAGUUAAAUAAGUUUUGACAAACUUAAUUUGUGCCAGUUUUCAGUAAUAAAUUAAGUUAGUUCUUUUAGGUGUAACAAGUUUGUCAUUUAUUUAAGAGAACAGAUAAUUUCCUUCCUGCUGUAUAAUAAUAAUAAUGGUAAAAAUACUUUUAUUACAGUAUAAAUAAUUUUCUUCCCAUCUUAAUAUAAUAAUAGCAAUAAUACUUUUAUUACAGUACAAAUCACUUCCCAUGUUAAUAUAAUAAUAAUAAUAAUAAUACUUUUAGUACAGUACAAAUCACUUCCUUCCCAUGUUAAUAUAAUAAUAAUAAUAAUAAUACUUUCAUUACAGUACAAAUAAUUUUUUUCCCAUGUAAAUAUAAUAAUAAUAAUACUUUUAUAACCGUACAAACCAUUUCCUUCCUGUCCUCCACUUCUUUCUAAAGUUGGAAAGAGUAGACUGUCCAGAGGUUCAUCUAACCCAUUUAAGAAAAUUUGGGACCCAUUUAGGAAAUAUAUCCAAGAACGUGUUUUAUUGUCAAAUAUAGAGCAAGUCCUUGUUCCAGCAAAGCUAACUUCAUUGUUUUACAAAUUUAAGUGGAUUGAACAUAAAACAAUUAAGUUGUCCCCCCAAAAAUGCAAAAUUGUGUUGUUUUAACUCGUAUUAAAUAAUCAGUUUGAACAAGCAGCAAAAGUCAUUUUUGAGUGUCGUCACUGUUAACUUAGUGCACAACUUUAGAUUUUAAUAAUGAAACUUAAAAGUUAGGAUUAAUAAAUUAAUAAAGUUUUUAUAAUUAUGCACGUAGUUCAUGUACUUAUUACUUUGAAGGCGGUGAGUUUACUCACUUUUUCAACACAUUGCUUUUUACAGUGUACUGACUUACAAACGGGUAAUAAGCCUACUAAUUGUUUAUUGAGCUCAUAGCCUUAGUUAAUGGUUUGUUAAUUGUGUGAAUUGUACAUUGUGAAAUAAAGCGUUACUGUAAAUUCAGUACAGGUAUUGUUCUUUCUUAGUUCAUGUUAGUAAAUACAUUAACUGAUGGAGCCUUGUUGUAAAGUGUAGCCAGUUUUCCUUUUAAUUUAUACUAAAGGUUUGUGUGGUUUGUGAGGUUGUGCUUAUACUUUUUAUACUCAAUAUUUAAUGCUGUCAUUCUGAAAUGGUCUCAUUUCUUGUUCAAAAUAUAAUAAGUACUUUUUAUUUUAUUUUCAAUGCUGUGGAUUAGAUAUUCAAAACAAAACCAAAUAAAAUAUUUCAGUUCUUUUUUCCUAAAAAAAAAUGACUAUACAAAUUCUGUCACCAUUUACUCACCCUUCACUCAUCGCAAAUAUAUUUGAGUUUCCUUCUUCUGUUGAUCAUAAAAAACACAUUUUUUAAACAUGUUGGAAAUGCAGUAGCCAUUGACUUAUUUAUUUUUCCUAUGGAUAUCAAUGGUUAUCAGUUUCCAACAUUCUUCAAAAUAUCUUCUUUUGUGUUCAACAGAAAAACUCAAAGAUUUGAAACCACUUAUGGGUGAGUAAAUUGAAAUUAAAUAUGGGGCACUAUCACUUUAAGAGUGAAUUGGAAUUUCUUACAUUACAUUAGAUUUGCAGACAUUUGUUGGGGAUCAAUUGGUGACACAAUCAUGAUGUCUGUAAAUAAACAAUCAUGAUGUCUGAUUAAAUAGUUAUUUAACCAUCAAAACAAGAAGUGAAAUAAAAUGAAAUGUUAUUUUCUGCACAUUAAAAAGUGUUUGGAAAUUGCUUUGGAAAACAAAUCUUAUAUUUGUAACACGAUACACCGAAAACAUCAGCUAAAAUGUCAAUCAGUGUAGCAAUAUCGAACAACUAUAAAAGGUUUAUAAUAAUAACAUAAUAUAAUCUAAAAUGUUUUAAACAGUGAAAUAAUAAUGUCCAUUUCAAAUGUUUGUAAUUGUUCCUUUGUGUAGCAGGUCUGAAUGUACAUUAUGCAGCAUCUGCAUAACAUCUGAAAUCAAUUAAUAAUUAAUACAUGCUAUUUAAUCACUGCCAAAUGCUGAAAAAUUUCGCUUCAUUUAACAACAACAGCAGCAGCAAAUGAAUGAUUUGCCUACUUAAUAUAUUUACAAUAAUGUUGUUUUUGGAAGUUCUAAAUAAAGAUUAUAGAAAAUAUA